Messenger RNA from Closterium sp. Naga37s-1, 1692 nucleotides. Lineage: Eukaryota; Viridiplantae; Streptophyta; Zygnematophyceae; Desmidiales; Closteriaceae. The record is from the annotation of a GenBank genome assembly.
AUGUCAAUGGUCGCUUACCGCAUCAUUCCUGACUGGCUGGACGGCUCUCUGCUGUGCGCGCGUCUCUUCCUCAUCUCGGCCCUCCCCGACGGAACCACGCAGCUGCGCCUCCUAGCCGGGCGCGGGCUGGAGGAGCAGCACACUGUGGAGUUACCGGGUGUGCUUGUAUGGGAGACGGCCGAGCGCCAGAGGUUCCACCUGCAAACCCUCCUCCCUGCCGCCCGCCCUGCGUCUCGGGGUAAUUCGGCUGGUUUGUUCGGGUCGUCUGCUCGACUUGCUGCACCGAAUGCUGCCUUCUCUUUCCCCCCUGCGUCUGCAUCUUCUGUUGCUGCUGCCCCGGCCGCAUCUGCUGCUCCUCCUCCUGCUGCUGCUGCUGCUCCUGUUUCCCCUGCUACUGCGGCACGGUUGAACCCGCUGCUGGCGCGGUAUAUGGUAAACGCUCCUUCCAGUUCCAGCAGCACACUUGCUACAGCCGGAGCUGUUGCUGCUGGGAGUGCUGCUGCUGCUGCUGCUGCGGCUGCUGCUGCUGCUGCUGCUGCUGGAAAUGCAACGGGAGCAGCCGAUAACGGGGAACAGCAGCAGCGGCAAGAGGAGCAGCGGCGGCAGCAGGAGGUUGGAGAUGCUCUGUUGGGCCGCCAGUCCAGCUACAGCCGAGUGCCUUUGACCCGUGCAGAGCAGGAGCAGGAGAGGCGGAGGGGGGCGGGGAAGAGGCGGGCGGGUAGCCGGGCAGGUACGGGCGCGGGUAUGGGCGCAGGCAUGGGCGCAGGCAUGGGCGCAGGCAUGGGCGCGGGUAUGGGCGCAGGUAUGGGCGCGGAUGGGAUGGAGGAGGAGGUUCUAGGGGCGGAGGGCGGAGGGGAGGGGACGGAACGGGGAGGCGCGGGGACGGAGGGGCAGGAAGGGUGGAUGAUGGAUGGGGAUGGAUGCGCGGAGGAGCGCGGGGGAGAGAGCACAGGAGAAGGAAGAGGAGGAGAAGGGGGCAGAGGAGGAGAGGGGAGCGGAGGGGGGAGCGGAGGGGGGAGCGGAGGGGGGAGCGGAGGGGGAAAGGGAGGUGCAGGGGCAGCAGAGGAGGUGCCUGCGUGGGCGUAUGGGCUGGAGGGGUUGUGGACGGGCGAGUAUGGGCCGCAUGGCGUGGAGAUUCUGAACGUGCUUGUACAGGGGGGCGAGAUCGUCGCGACUAAAAUCACAGGCGAUCCGAACGUGCCCUGUGGGCAAGUGACAUUUAAAGCCCGCCUGGCCACAGCCCAAGGCCCACCCGACCCAUCAGACCUCCCACCCACCGACGGUCUCCUGCCCCGUGGGCCGGGGGGAGUGCCAGUGCCGCUCACUCCCACUCGCAGCAUCGUCCUCCCCCCUCCUAGCAACGCUGGUGAUGACUCUGCUGGUAGGGGUGACGGCAGCAGCAGGGGCGAGGGCAGCAGCAGAGGGGGAGGGAGCGGUGCUACAGAUGGAAGUGAUACUGUGAUGGGUGAUGGUGGUGGCUGUGAUGGUGGUGAUAUGGAUAGGGCAGCAGAGAGGGAGAGGGAGCGAGCGGAAGAGGGCCGAGUGGCAGACUACAACUUCCGCCGCCCGCAGUGGGUGAACGGUUGUCUGCUAGUGGACUCUGCCGCCCGCAUCACCUUCCUCUGGCAGGACGUGCACUUUGCCAUCCGCUUCCGCCGUCUCGACCUGCCCAAGCUCGUUCACAGCGCUUAG